AUGUGUGAGGGAGCUGCGGGAGGGCACAGGGCGGGGCCAGGCCUGUGUGUCUUCUCCGGGCUCCCUGGAGACCCAGAGGGAGCCCAGCUCAGCUGGCCACACAGGCCCAGGCCAAGACAUGAACAAGAUCUUCCCCCAGGAGGCCGUGGUCCCUGCUGCUCAAGACGUGGUGCCUGCCUCUCCGCCCUCCUACUGCUACUGCUGGCCACACUUGCUGCCCUUGUCACCCUAGUCAUCAGCCUUGGACUCCCAGCCCGCACACCAGGGGCCCAGGCCUGUGUGACACCAACCAACAGGACAGGCUUCCUGUGCCAUGACUGGAGGAGCUGUAUCCCUGCCAGUGGGGUAUGCGACGGCCUUCGCACUUGUCCGCACGGUGAGGACGAGGACGAGAGCUUGUGCCGAGAUGCACCCCAUAGCCUCCCCAGCUUCCUCGUGGCCCGCUGUGGAGACCCGGCCUCCUGGAUCUAUUCUGACCAGAAGUGUGACGGAACCAACAACUGCGGGGACUGCUCGGAUGAACUGAGCCCAGUGACCGCGUGCCCACCCUGCGGCCCUGGGUGGUGGCGCUGCUCUUCCACCUUCUUCCAGUACUGCGGCUGUGUCCCGAGGACUUUGUGCCAGGACGGCAUGCAGCACUGCUCCGACUGGUCUGAUGAGUACUCCUGUCUGCGAUCCUAAGGGGGUCAUCCAGGCCAGCCAGGGGCCACUGGGGAUGGCGCUGGUGACUGCUCACACAAAGCCUGAGUCCUGGCAGCCAGGCAGUAAAGCACUUUUAACAUCGUCUCAUAGAGUGGGGUGCAGCUUAAUGGUGAAGCACUUGCCUGGUGUGCUCAAGGCCCUGGCUCCCAUCACAGCACUGCAAAGCAAAGCAAAACACAGUGGUCUAGUGGCACCUCCACAGCACCUGUGAAUCUGAAUCGCCUCUCCUACACUUCAGUGGCUUAGCCUCUCCCUGAAUGCCUCCAGCAACAGGGAGUUAGUUCUGUCACGUCAGGCACUUCAUACAAAGAUGAGAGUCUACCUCCAUGAUUUUAGGUCUGUCUGGGGUCACAUGGAGGAAAUGGGCACAUCUGCUCCAAGACAGGUUUGCAGCUCCUCAUCUUGUCAUCCCUGGAGAAAUCAGUCUGGGCCAUUGCGAAGCUGAGGAGUUUGGCCAUCCUCCAGGAUGGCACAGAAGUGAAGCACAUACCACUUCCGGUCCUGCUGGUACCUUAGGCUGACAAGCUGGGUGUUCCUUCCUGACUGGUCACGUGAUAUUGUGCAGGCGGCAGGGCCUUUGUCAUCCUGCUAGCAGGAGGCAUCCCGGUGUGCUGUAGAACAGAAGAUGUGCAGGGAGGAUGGCAGGAGGCUGCCUCACCACUCUGCCCACCCUGCCAAGCCCCUCUGGCCCCACCCCAGCUGCCACCUGGACAGCCUUGGUUCCCGAAAAAAGGAUUGGAGUCGCAGUGAGCUGCUUCUCAGCCUGUUCCUACUUUACAACACCCAGGCAGGCAAGGAUGGAUGUCUUCCUUAGACAGGUGGCGAAACUGAGGCCGGGGGUGAGGGGAGUGACCCACCCUGGAUCUCACAGCAAAGUCAGGGCCAGAACUGAAACAUCAGUCACACCCCAGCUCAAAGCCUUUCUAGAAGGAUUUUUUUUUUUUCCUAGUUCAAGCUGCCUUAAGGGUGAGUGUGGUGGGACUUGUGGA
This is a messenger RNA of Octodon degus (degu), 1691 nucleotides long. RefSeq names its product low density lipoprotein receptor class A domain containing 1 (gene Ldlrad1). The record is from RefSeq and is a predicted model, not a curated record. Bases 1 to 681 code for a protein of 226 amino acids. The transcript has 6 exons. Gene Ontology annotation, molecular function: protein binding. Lineage: Eukaryota; Metazoa; Chordata; Mammalia; Rodentia; Octodontidae.